Trichoderma gamsii is the source of this 1671-nucleotide messenger RNA. Its product is annotated as amino-acid permease inda1. The record is from RefSeq and is a predicted model, not a curated record. Lineage: Eukaryota; Fungi; Ascomycota; Sordariomycetes; Hypocreales; Hypocreaceae. Gene Ontology annotation, molecular function: amino acid transmembrane transporter activity. The coding region runs from base 1 to 1671 and encodes 556 amino acids. The transcript has 7 exons. Gene Ontology annotation, biological process: amino acid transmembrane transport. Gene Ontology annotation, cellular component: membrane.
AUGGCCAUGUUUCAAGAUGCCAAAGAAAAGGAUGAGAGGGAUCUGCAGACUGUGUCGUCGUUCCGCCCUGGAGCGACGACUGGUGUUUUGCAGGACUUUGCAGACCCAGACGUCCAGAAUGAAGGCGAAACGACUCACAAGGGAGAAUUUGGCACGAAACGUGACCUGAAACCUCGCCAAGUGUCCAUGAUAGCAGUUGCUGGUACCAUUGGAACUGGUCUUUUCCUAGGAUCUGGUGCUGCUCUAGUAAACGGUGGGCCUGUGGGCUUCUUUCUCGGCUACACCAUCGUUGGUUGUCUAGUUGGCAUGAUGAUGUUUUGUCUGGGCGAAAUGACGGUAUACUCACCCAAUAUUGGUGGCUUCAUCGAGAUGGGCACCAAAUACAUCUCGCCCGAGGCAGGAUUCGCCAUGGGCAUCAAUUACAUCUUGCAGACCGGCUUCGCUGUCCCGACAGAGAUCACAGCAGCUGCCGUCAUGAUCAGCUAUUGGGAUCCCGUCACAAACCACGUAGCAGCGUACAUUGCAUCUUUCCUUGUCCUCAGUAUAGGCAUCAACCUCCUUGGAGUCAAAUACUUUGGCGAAGUGGAAUUCGUAUUUGCUUGUAUCAAAGUUCUGAUGCUCGUUGCCCUCAUAUUGUUUGGCCUCAUCGCCGACCUUGGUGGAGUCAAUGGUGUAUACACCGGUGGUCGCUACUGGAGAGACGAGCCGUUCAAUGACACUUUUGCAAACUUGACUCCAACCUCAUUUGCAGCAUUCCUCGGAUUUUGGAAAGUUCUUACUCAGGCAGCCUUUGCGUUUGGCGGCAUUGAGGGUAUUAGUGUGCUGGCCGGUGAAGCGCAUAAUCCCAGGAAGACCAUGCGAAGGGCUGUCAGAACGGUCUUUUAUCGAAUUGUCGGGCUGUAUCUCCUCACUGUCCUGAUCAUCUCUCUCAAUGUCAGCCAGCAUUCGUCCGCGCUGCUCGAUGCAGUCUCAAAAGGCGGUUCAACUGCAGCAUCCUCGCCGUUUGUAGUCAUCUGCCAGCAGACUGGUGUUAAAGUUCUCCCAAGUGUGAUCAACGCUGUGGUCAUGACCUCGGCUUUGUCAUCUUGCAACGAGAAUAUCUUUGCUGUAGCAAGAACGCUGUUUGCAUUAUCUCGUCAACACUGUUUGCCCAGAUGCUUUCUGAGCGUAAGUCGAUUGGGCACGCCGUUCUGGGGUGUCUUAGUAGCUUUUUGCUUCGGGCUGCUAGGCUUCCUCUCAGUGUCCAAUGGCUCCAAUCAAGCUUUUAUCUGGUUGUCAAACUUAUCAGCUCUUAGUAGCUUGAUUGCAUGGAUCAGUAUUUGCGCUUGCUUCGUUCGAUUCUACCAUGCUCUGGAAAUCCAGGGCAUCGACAGAAGGAACCUUGACCUCCGAGGAUGGUUCCAGCCAUAUAUGGCGUGGAUUUGCAUUGUCUCUUUUUCUGUUAUUCUAUUCUUUAACGGUUUCCAGUCCUUCAUCCACAAGUUCUCGGUCUCAGAUUUCUUUGCUUGCUACAUCACGUUGCCGGUAGUUGCCUUAUCCUUGCUUGGCUUCCGAAUCUACUUGUGGCGGACUGGGAAGGCUUAUGGUUUGACGAAUCUUGAUGAGAUUAACCUAGGCAACGGACCGGCCAAGGCUCUGCAAGGCACUCGGUAUGAUCUUGGGGCGUCAUAA